Molecule: messenger RNA, 1743 nt
Organism: Penicillium concentricum
Lineage: Eukaryota; Fungi; Ascomycota; Eurotiomycetes; Eurotiales; Aspergillaceae
Product: putative MFS drug efflux pump
Exons: 8
Coding region: 1-1743 (580 amino acids)
Biological process (GO): transmembrane transport
Molecular function (GO): transmembrane transporter activity
Source: RefSeq, a predicted model, not a curated record
AUGGCGGACUCAAUCCUUCAAUCGAGUCGGCCGGCCGAUGAAAAGGCUGUGAUGCAACAUCACGAACAUAGUGACGCUUCACAGCACAGUCACCAGGAGAUAACUGGCCUGGGCUCAGAGGAAGCUAUGCAUGAGUCUGAGAAGGAUAUCCCGAUGACCUUCCGUCGCUUCAUGGGCUUUACUGCCAUGGCUUUCUUGUGGACUGGAAGUCAAAUCCCAGUCUACCUGUUUGGCGGCAUCCCUCCCUACAUUUAUGGAGACAUUGGUGGAUCAGACCGGUGGGUCUGGUUUGUUCUUGCAAACCUGCUCGGCCUUGCUGGUGUAUGCCCUUUUGUUGGAUCUCUAUCAGAUCUAAUCGGACGUCGCCCAGUCGCUAUUAUCGGAGCAUCCCUGAUUGUCAUUGGGAUGAUCAUCUGCAGCACAGUGCACACAAUGAACAACUUCAUCGCGGGCAUGGCCAUCGCUGGCGCCGGUGCCGGAAUCAAUGAACUGACAGCACUGGCUGCAACCUCAGAGAUGGCGCCGACUCGAAAGAGAGGAGUCUAUGUGGCAGUUCUUAUAUUCACCAUCUUACCAUUCUGCCCGUCCGUACUAUGGGCUCAGCUCAUCGCAUAUCACACCCAUUGGCGCUAUGUUGGUGCGUUCUGUGCUGCGUGGAGUGCCUUUGGUCUGUUGAUCACGAUUUUGUUCUACUUCCCUCCGCCCCGAGUCAACUCAGCUGGUUUGAGCCGAAAGGAGAUAAUUGGACGGAUCGACUUUGUUGGUGGUUUGCUCAGCAUCACUGGUCUGAUUGUUUUCUUGGCCGGCUUGCAAUGGGGUGGAUAUAUGUACCCAUGGACAUCUGCCCAUGUCCUGGCACCAUUGAUCAUUGGGUUCCUUUUGCUUGUUGCUUUUGGUUUCUGGGAAGUCUAUGGAGCCAAAUACCCCAUUUUCCCAUCGCGCCUCAAGCAAGAGCCUCGGAUUCUGGGUCUUACCCUCGUCAUUACUUUCAUCUCCGGUGCCAACUUCUUCUCCGUGCUUAUGUUCUGGCCCACCGAAUCGUUCAAUGUCUACGGCCAUGACCCAGUGGACGUGGGUGUUCGCAGUCUCCCUAUUGGUUUUGGAAUCAUGGCGGGAGCAUGUAUUGUGCUUGCGCUGCUAAGUGUUCUUCGUGGGCAUAACAAGGAGCUCUUGAUCAUUAGUAGCGUUCUGAUGACUGCAGGAUGCGGUGCUAUGGCUAUUGGCCGUACUGACAAUAUGUAUCAGCUCUGGGGAAUCCUCAUCCUUGCUGGCCUUGGAAUUGGAGGUAUUGUGGUGCCAGCCUCGAUUAUCACCACAAUUAUUUGCCCGGAUGAUCUGAUUGCCACUAUCUCUGCGCUCACCCUCUCCAUUCGCGUGGUAGGGGGUGGCAUUGGCUACACCAUUUACUACAAUGUCUUCAUCUCUAAGUUUGUCCCCGCGGCAACGCACUACAUCGGUGGUGUGAUGAUGACACAACUUAACAUCACCGAUGUCAAACUGAUUGGCGAGGCAAUUGAGCUGACAGGUGCCUCGUUGCUGCACGAGCUGCACACAAUCCCUGGUAUUGCUGGCAAUGAGACUGCAUAUCAAAUGGUCGUAGCGGCUGGUCAGAUUGCAUAUGCUGAAGGAUAUAAAUGGGUGUACUAUGUCAGUAUUGCAUUCGGUGCUGUCUCCCUUGUGGCCGCCUGUUUCUUGGGCGACAUCCAGAAGUAUAUGACAGACCAUGUCGCUGUGGUGAUGUGA